Messenger RNA from Musa acuminata AAA Group (dessert banana), 2021 nucleotides. RefSeq names its product probable F-box protein At4g22060. The record is from RefSeq and is a predicted model, not a curated record. NCBI's taxonomy places the organism in Eukaryota, Viridiplantae, Streptophyta, Magnoliopsida, Zingiberales, Musaceae. Gene Ontology annotation, molecular function: protein binding. The transcript has 4 exons. The coding region runs from base 168 to 1304 and encodes 378 amino acids.
AGCUAUGAUUUCGUUUUGGCCAAGCAAUGAGUUUGUGGACUGUGGAGUCUUCCCAGGUCAAUGAUGAGAAGUUGGACUCGAUUGUGCCUCACAUGAUACCUGGGCAUUCAUUCAGUCACCUGCAGGGCAGUAGCCAUUCCCCACCCCCACGAUAGGCAACUCUGGUCAUGGAUUUUGUCAAACGGCGAAGGAUAGCUUCCUAUACUUGCAAAGAGGAGGAUCAUCAGGAAGAGGAAGAGGAAGAGGAAGAGGAGGGCUUGGACGCGAAGAGAAGGGAUUGGUCGUCCCUGACGGAGCCCCUGCUGCGGUCGGUGCUGCGGCGCCUCGACAGCCUCGAGGAUUUCUUCGCCUUCCGGGGCGUCUGCCGCAGCUGGCGAGAGCUCGCCGCCCCGACCCCGGACGCCCUCUCCGCCCAGCUCCCGCUCAUCCUCUUGACCCGCUUCCCUGCAUACACCGAGGCCUUCUACGACCUCGACCGCCGCCGCCUCUACCGUGCCCAGCUCCCAUGGCGCGUCCACUCUCGCCGAUCCGUCGCCUACGCCCACGGCCACCUCAUCACCGCCACCGAUCCCCCCAACUCCAAGCUUCUACUCUGGAACAUCUUCUCGGAGUCUCGCAUCCGCCUUCCCAAGGUUCCCGAGCCCUUCCGCCGCGUCCGCCUCUCCUCGCACCCGUCCGACCCCGCCCUCGACUGCAUCGUUGUCCUCUUCGCCAAGAGGAGCACCGUGCUGCAGUAUUGCCGCGUCGGGGACUCCCUCUGGACCAUCCGCGACUGGAGUAUGCUGAGGAUGGUUGACGACAUGAUCUUCUUCCGAGAUAACAGGCUCUACGCUCUGACCGCCACGAUGCAGCUCGUCGUCGUGGACCUCGCCGCCGAUCCAAAACUCUGGCUACUGGGCGACGGUGGCCGUAGAGCAGCGGAAGGGCAUCGGGAACGUUGGCUUGCCGAGUCAGGUGGGGAGUUGAUGGUUCUCUGCCACAGGUUCAGGGGUGGGUUCGAUGUUUGCCGCUGGGACUCGGGAAGUUGUAGCUGGGUAGAGGUGCUUGACUUGGGCGGAAGGACAGUAUUCCUUGGGUCAAUGGGGUUUGCCGGGUCGAUUGCCGCCGCUGGAUCGGGGAUAAGAGGGAACUGCAUUUAUUAUGUAAGCUACCGGAAAGAUGCGUGGUAUGUGUUCUCGUUGGAAGAGCAAUCCGUCGAGGUUGUCUACCCUGAUUCACCUGGUUUGCUCAGGGGCCAGUCUCCACUGGACCCUGUAUGGCCUUCUAAGAAUCUUGGCCCAACGUCACAAGUUUACGGGCAGUAAUCCAGCCUUGUAGUGGAACUCAAUUAUAUUCCAGUUCCACUUCAGUGGUUCCCAGUGAUCAUAUAUGCCAACCAAGGAUCUUCGAUUGGAUGCACUGCAAGAUGCAACUCAGCAUCAGGUUCUCCCAGUUUUCUGAAAAGAAAGAUGUGUUCAGUGGAGAUGGCGAAGAACAUUGAAAUGUGAUCUUCGAGGGUGUGAUGCAGAAGGAAACACAACUAUUACGUGACAUUCUCCAUGGCAUUGUCACCAUUGUCACAUUGGACAACAGGGCUGCUUUCUUUCUCAAUCCUUCUCCACCCAGGAAGAUGAAUUCCUCCGAUGAUAAGAGUAAGAAGUUGUAUAGGCAGAGACAAAAGAAGAAGAAAAGGAACUUGCAAAAGAAGCCGAGAGGAUUGAUGACACUCUCCCGUCUGUUUGCUGCAGAUGCUUCCAUGGUGAAUGAUCAGUGCUAGACUCGAGCAAUAUGACUACUACUCACAGGAAGAACAAGAAACCAACACCACCUCGAACAGGAAGCAACUCUCCCUCAUUAAUGCAUUACCAUUUUCACAAGAAUGAGCCUGUGUGUUUGGAUAUUAAGUGGCUGAUAAUUAUCAUUUGUUGUCGUGCGUCUAUGUUCAUUUUGUCUCCCAUUGAACAAGCAAUAUCCUCAUGCACAUCACUUUGCUCAAGUCCCAACAAUUGGCCGAGGAAAAUCUUAUAUCUAUCUCAAGUUUC